AUGGCUCACAGUGAGUCGGCAUCGGCGACCGAGACCCCGAAGCCCUUAGCCUCCAAUUUUGCUCCAAACUGCGCAAUGCUACUUUCUUCAACCAAUUUUGCACCGUUUCUCAGAGCAUCGCCAUUAAAGAAGCCCAAUUUGGUUCUUCCCGACAUUCCAGCCUCAAUUGCUUCCGCCACUGAUAAGUGUCUCCAAUUGCUUCACUCAUUGGCUUCUCAAAACCCGUUUCUCAGCAAACUGCUCUCUUUGCGUUCUGAAUUUCAAAGUCUUUGCCACCAGGCACGUCUCUCUGCGUUGAUUUCAUGGUGCAGGAAGCACAGGCAGGUGGAGACUUUAUCAGCUCACAAUUUUGCAGCGGUUUUACCAGGAGAUUCAGUGGCAGGGCUUGUGGUGGCAAAUGGUAUCUCCAACUUCUUGAACUUGUACAACACUCUCUUGGUUGUGAGGCUUGUCUUGACCUGGUUCCCCAACUCCCCUCCUGCCAUUGUUGGCCCCCUCAGCACAAUAUGUGAUCCUUACUUGAACAUAUUUCGUGGGCUAAUCCCACCACUUGGAGGCACAUUGGACCUCUCUCCCAUUCUGGCAUUUUUGGUUCUGAAUGCCUUUACAAGCACAGCUGCUGCUCUACCUGCAGAGCUUCCAGCCUCAUCACAACAAGUCACUGCUUCUCCUGCAGGAAUUACUAACCUCUCUACAUCUCAGAAGAAAUGGAUGACAAGGCUUCAGGGAAACAACACGAAGAGCUCUGGUGGUGUUAGUUAG
Molecule: messenger RNA, 762 nt
Organism: Prunus armeniaca (apricot)
Lineage: Eukaryota; Viridiplantae; Streptophyta; Magnoliopsida; Rosales; Rosaceae
Source: the annotation of a GenBank genome assembly